GUGCCAGCUCUAUCGUCUCUGUUACUGCAGUUAACAGGAGAGCAACAUGGGGUUCCUCACUCUCUUUCAUGUGGCCUUUUUGGCUGUUUCCCUCUUCGUCUCGGGGACACUUGCUGCCUUUGGGUACACCACCUCCGGCAACAACUUUAUCAUUGAUGCCGGCUCCGCGAACCCUUUGAUUUUCUCCGUGAGCAAGUCCAGCUGCGACAUCAACUCGAUCAAGUACCGAGGCACCGAACUCCAGUAUAGCAAGCAGGGCACCCACAUCGGAUCCGGCCUCGGCAAGGCCACCGUCUCUGUCAGCCAGAUCAAUGGGUCGACGUCCAAGUUCAUCAAAGUGACCUGCGUCACUUCGACCCUGACCCAGUACAUGAUCGUCAAGGAGGCCGACAGCACCAUCUACAUGGCCACAUACAUCACGGCCGAGCCCGCGAUCGGCGAGCUUCGCUUCAUUGCCCGCCUGUUGUCCGACAAGCUCCCGUACGAGUACCCCUAUGGCGAGGUUUCCACCACCAAAGGAUCUUCCUCCACCGUCGAGGGCUCCGAUGUAUUCGUCGUCGACGGCCAGACCCGCUCCAAGUUCUACUCCUCUACUCGCUUUAUCGACGAGGAUUCACACUGCGUCUACGGCGGCUCCGACCUCAUGCACGUCUGCAUCAUCACGCCCCAGCAGGAAUCCUCCUCGGGCGGCCCUUUCUUCCGCGACAUCGACUCCAACAACGCCGGCGACAGCACCAACCUGUACAACUACAUGAACAGCGGGCACGUCCAGACCGAAGACCGCCGCAUGGGCCUGCACGGUCCGUACCUGAUGACCUUUUCGCGCUCGGGCAUCCCGAAGCUCAAGACCGUCGACGUCUCCUGGUUCGGCGAGCUCGGCGUGACCGGCUACGUGCCCGACUCGCAGCGCGGCACCGUCAUCGGGCGCGCCACCGGUAUCCCCUCCGGCUUCGAGGGCGUCGUGCACUGGUACAACGCUGCGGCGCAGUACUGGGUCAGGACAGCCUCCAACGGAGAUUUCACCUCGCCCAAGAUGAAGCCGGGCACCUACACCAUGGUGCUCUACCAGACCGAGUUCAAGGUAGCCACCUCGACCGUGACCGUCUCCGCGGGUCAGACCACCGUCGCCAGCAUCGCCAGCACCUUCAACACCAGCCAUACGACGCUGUUCAAGAUCGGCGAGUACGACGGCCAGCCCACAGGGUUCCGCAACGCCGACAAGUUCUUGCGCAUGCACCCCUCCGACAGCCGCAUGUCGAGCUGGGGCCCGCUGACGUACACCGUCGGUAGCUCUUCGCUGAGCGACUUCCCCAUGGCUGUGUUCAAGAGCGUUAAUAACCCAGUUACGAUCAAGUUCAACUUGGGCAGCGCGCCGAGCCAGGCGACCACGCUAAGGAUCGCCACUACUCUGGCUUUUGCUGGUGCGCGCCCGCAGGUGGUGGUGAAUGGGUGGUCGGCGUCCGCUCCCGCCGCUCCUGUCAAGAUUGAUAGCCGUGGUGUCACCAGAGGCGCGUAUAGGGGGUAUGGAGAGGUCUACGAUGUGGCGGUGCCGGCGGGUAAGCUGGUCAGUGGGACGAAUACGAUCACCAUCAGUGCGCUGUCGGGGAGCAGUGGGGCUACGUUUUUGAGUCCUAACUUUAUCUUCGAUGCCGUUGAGCUCUUUUACUAGAGCUGUGGCGGAGUGGCAGCAGCCUUUUGUCUUCUUACUACGAGUCGAUUCUGCAUCCUUUCACUGUAGUCUCUUUUUUUGGCAUAAAAUAUAGCCUCCCAUGUACACAAGGCUUUACUCAUUCAUACAUACACUUGCGACUCCUGGUUCCCAGCUUAUCCAAAAUCAUAAUCGAAUGACAUGCGUAACAAAUUACGGAGAAACAAGACCUACCUUGCCAUGCCCCUUCCAUCACCAAGCAACGGCCUACCCAGUAUUUCAUUCUCCUCAUCCUCCCCGUUCCCAUCUUCCCUGUC
Messenger RNA from Neurospora tetrasperma FGSC 2508, 1965 nucleotides. RefSeq lists its product as uncharacterized. Gene Ontology annotation, biological process: pectin catabolic process. The transcript is spliced from 2 exons. The coding region runs from base 47 to 1669 and encodes 540 amino acids. Gene Ontology annotation, molecular function: carbon-oxygen lyase activity, acting on polysaccharides; carbohydrate binding. The record is from RefSeq and is a predicted model, not a curated record. Lineage: Eukaryota; Fungi; Ascomycota; Sordariomycetes; Sordariales; Sordariaceae.